UCAUAAAAGCACAACAGCACCUCAUUGAUACCGGCGCCGGCGAGGACUCCACAAAUUCUGCAAAUUCGAUCGAUUGAUCACCAUCGCCCCCACAAAUGGCUGCCGAUUCCGUCGCCGCCGACCUCGUGGACUUCCUCAACGCAUCGCCGACUGCUUUCCAUGCCGUCGAUGAGGCGAAGAAGCGAUUGAAGGCUGCUGGAUUCGAGCACGUGUCGGAGAGAGAGGACUGGAGCUUGGAGGCAGGGAAGAAGUACUUCUUCACUCGUAAUCACUCUACAAUCGUUGCCUUUGCAAUUGGCAAAAGGUACGUUGCGGGGAAUGGGUUUCAUAUCGUUGGAGCACAUACUGAUAGUCCUUGCCUUAAAGUGAAGCCAGCGUCCAAGGUAGUGAAAGGAGGUUAUCUUGAAGUUGGUGUGCAGACAUAUGGUGGUGGUUUGUGGCACACUUGGUUCGACAGGGACUUAGCAGUUGCUGGAAGGGUGAUUGUAAAAGAAGUGAAGGAUGGUGUAGUAUCCUACUCCCAUAGACUUGUUAGAAUCGAGGAGCCAAUCAUGCGGAUACCUACUCUCGCCAUUCACCUCGAUAGGGGUGUUAAUUCAGAUGGCUUCAAAAUUAAUACACAGAGCCAACUAGUCCCUGUGCUGGCUACAUCAGUUAAGGCUGAACUUCAAAAGCUAGUGGAAGAAAAUAGUGCCCCUCAGGCCAGCAAUGGUGGAAAAGAAAUAAACGACAAGAAGAAUAUUGAUAAACAAAAGCAUCAUACAGUUCUACUGCAGCUGAUUGCUGACCAGGCUCUCUGUAAACCGGAUGAAAUAUGCGACUUUGAGCUGCAACUUUGUGAUACUCAACCAAGUCGUAUAGGAGGUGCUAUGAAAGAAUUCAUAUUCUCAGGAAGACUUGACAAUCUUUGCAUGUCAUUUUGCUCUUUGAAGGCGUUAGUAGACUCCACAGCUUCUGAAAGUUCUCUUGAUGAUGAGUCCAACGUGAGGAUGGUAGCAUUGUUCGAUCAUGAGGAAGUGGGUUCUAAUUCAGCCCAAGGAGCUGGUUCUCCUGCAAUGUUCGAUGCAUUGUCCAGAAUAACAAAAUCAUUCAACAGUUCAGAUCCCAAGUUGCUUGAGAAGGCAAUCCAGAGGAGUUUCCUGGUAUCUGCAGACAUGGCACAUGCUUUGCAUCCUAAUUAUAUGGACAAACAUGAGGAAAAUCAUCAACCUAAAAUGCAUAGCGGUCUUGUUAUUAAACAUAAUGCUAAUCAGCGUUACGCCACAAAUGCCAUCACUGCAUUCAUAUUCCGAGAGAUUGCAGAGAGGCACAAGUUACCUAUCCAGGAUUUUGUGGUUCGUAAUGAUAUGCCAUGUGGUUCAACCAUCGGUCCCAUACUUGCUAGCGGUGUUGGUAUUCGAACUGUGGAUGUUGGUGCUCCGCAAUUAUCGAUGCAUAGCAUACGAGAAAUGUGUGCUGUAGAUGAUGUUACACAUUCGUAUGAGCAUUUUAAGGCCUUCUUCAAUGAGUUCACUGCUCUGGAUGCAAAAAUCACAGUAGAUUUGUAAUUUUACUUCACAACCUAUCUUAAAGGGGUUUAUUUAUCAGUUUGCUUCUUUCAUCUUGAGGUUUGUUGUUAAUAAAGGUUGAAAGACAAUAAAAACUUGUUUAACUGCUGUCACCUGUUGCUGUAUUAUUAGUGCUGCUUCAGAGUCUAAUACAUUUUCCAUAUAUAAUGUGAUGUGUUUUCGCUGC
Asparagus officinalis (garden asparagus) is the source of this 1734-nucleotide messenger RNA. Its product is annotated as probable aspartyl aminopeptidase. The transcript has 11 exons. The coding region runs from base 96 to 1547 and encodes 483 amino acids. Gene Ontology annotation, molecular function: aminopeptidase activity; zinc ion binding. The record is from RefSeq and is a predicted model, not a curated record. NCBI's taxonomy places the organism in Eukaryota, Viridiplantae, Streptophyta, Magnoliopsida, Asparagales, Asparagaceae. Gene Ontology annotation, biological process: proteolysis.